Messenger RNA from Didymodactylos carnosus, 765 nucleotides. Lineage: Eukaryota; Metazoa; Rotifera; Eurotatoria; Philodinida; Philodinidae. The record is from the annotation of a GenBank genome assembly.
AUGGGAUUUGGGACUGCCCCGCAGGAGUCUACUAUGGAUAACUACGCUGUCAGUUUACUCGAUCGAAAACGGAUUGAUAAAUCAUUCGAUAAUAUUAAACAUCGACUGAUCAUAGUCUUUGAUCGGCUAAUCAGUUUCGUUGACCAACAAGCAUGUUUCGAUUACAUUGAGUCAUCCAUUGAUAUUAGCGCACCUGUAUUUGUGAUUUUCUUUCAUUACACUGAUACAACCAUCCCGACAAUCACCGGAACAAUAAAAGGAAUCUACUGGAUGGACUCGCUUACUCUGCCAUCAGCACAACAACACUUUCACCACAUCGAGCAAUUGAUCAGUGUUCUUCGUCGAGAUAUUCGAGCCUUGAUCAAUGAUUUUUCCUUCAGCAUAAUCCAAAAGUCGGUUCGACCGUUAGAUCCAAUGCAUGCUUCGUAUACAUCAUUGAUGGCAUUCCUGGAUGUUUUCAUCAGUCUCACACAUGAUGACGAUCGUCAAGUAGCACAAAAGGAUUUUUUAACCAAUUCUCGUGCUGCAUAUAUCAACAAUUCAGCACAAAUGCGAGUGAUCGAUCGAUUUGCUCAAGAGUAUCAAUCUUUUGAACAAGCCAUCGGAUGGUAUACACGUGACUCAUUUGUUUAUCGGCUAGUCAAUCGAGCAUUACACUCACAAAAUCCUGACAUAAUUCACAAAUAUCGCUUUUUUAUCAAUGAUCCUAUGCUUCAUCUUGACACUUUGCAUCAAGGAGAAAAGCGUGCUUCAGUCAAAGAAUAA